Messenger RNA from Myotis lucifugus (little brown bat), 6011 nucleotides. RefSeq names its product Rap guanine nucleotide exchange factor 6 (gene RAPGEF6). Gene Ontology annotation, cellular component: apical plasma membrane; endocytic vesicle; plasma membrane. The record is from RefSeq and is a predicted model, not a curated record. The transcript has 29 exons. Bases 916 to 5664 code for a protein of 1582 amino acids. Gene Ontology annotation, molecular function: guanyl-nucleotide exchange factor activity; protein binding. Gene Ontology annotation, biological process: positive regulation of GTPase activity; Ras protein signal transduction; positive regulation of ERK1 and ERK2 cascade. NCBI's taxonomy places the organism in Eukaryota, Metazoa, Chordata, Mammalia, Chiroptera, Vespertilionidae.
CUGUCCACCCCUGCUAGGCCGCGAAGCUGUGAUUUCUCUGCCCCGAUCUCAGGAUAUCGGUCUUAGGACAAGUACUUCUUGGUGGGGCUCUUCCACAAACUAUUCAUUAGAAACGUAGAUACGAAGCAGCAUGAAAUUGUUUGCCAGAAGGUGGCUUCGACUUCCGUACGUUCUCCAAGGGCGGGGCGUCGGCCUUGGGCUUGGCCACGCCCUGAGCUUCCGGAUCUGGGUACAAACACAACUCCACCUAAAACGCCGUCCCCACCGUUUGGCCUCAACGUGCUAUUUUUGCUCAGUCCCUCACAGCGCGUAUCCGGGCCUCCACCGGAAGUCGGAGCAGCCCAAGCCUCACCUCCGAGGCAGAUCCCGUGAGAGGUUUAGGUGAGGUCUCGCGACGUGUGUUUAAAUCUCAGGGAGAAGAGUUGCAAGAGGGUUAACUACCGCCCCAGUUCUUACGUCACCACGGAGUCACGCCCUUGGGCGCUUGUUUGUGUGCGCGCGCGCGCUGCGCAUGCGCACUCGCCCUCCCUCCUCCUCCGAGCUAGCUUCUCUGGCCAGUCGCGCGUGGGCUGAGACCCUGGGCGGGUGUUGCGAAGGCUUGUUUGCUUGAGCCGGGUGACCGCCGCGGUCCGGAGUUCCUUCCUCGCAGGUGAGGGGGUUCAGACCCCCUGCCUAAGGUGAAUGGGCUGUCGCGUGCGCUCCUAAGGGCUGGCUGGGGAGCUCGGGGGCCGGGGCCGCGACCAUGAACUCACCGGUGGACCCCGGCGCUAGGCAAGCUCUGAAGAAGAAGCCGCCGGAGCGGACCCCGGAGCUACCUUCAGCUCCCCAGACUGCCAGCUCCUCUCCUCAAGAUAAUAUCAGACAACUGGUACCACCAGUAAGGAUUUAAACACUAUCUACUCUUAUCUUCAUGGAAUGGAAAUAUUAUCAAACCUCAGAGAACAUCAGCUUAGAUUAAUGUCUGCAAGAGCACGCUAUGAGAGAUACAGUGGCAAUCAAAUUCUUUUUUGUUCAGAAACUAUUGCCAGAUGUUGGUACAUCUUGCUUUCUGGAUCUGUGCUUAUGAAAGACUCCAUGGUCUUGCCGCCUUGCAGUUUUGGUAAGCAGUUUGGAGGAAAAAGAGGAUGUGAUUGUCUUGUAUUAGAGCCUUCAGAAAUGAUUGUGGUAGAGAAUUCCAAAGAUAAUGAAGAUAAUAUUCUCCAAAGAGAAAUUCCUGCCAGGCAGUCUCGACGAAGGUUUCGGAAAGUUAACUAUAAAGGAGAGCGCCAAACCAUUACUGAUGAUGUGGACAUCAACAGUUACCUUUCUCUUCCAGCCGAUCUUACGAAGAUGCAUAUCACAGACAACCCUCAUCCACAGGUGACUCACGUGUCUUCCAGUCAGUCUGGUUGUAGCAUCGCUAGUGACUCUGGAAGCAGCAGUUUAUCUGAUAUCUAUCAGGCUACGGAAAGUGAGGUAGGAGAUGUAGAUUUAACACGUCUUCCAGAAGGACCUGUUGAUUCUGAAGAUGAAGAGGAGGAAGAUGAAGAGAUUGAUCGAACAGAUCCACUGCAGGGGCGAGAUCUUGUUCGAGAAUGUCUUGAAAAAGAACCUGCAGACAAAACUGAUGAUGACAUUGAACAAUUACUGGAGUUUAUGCACCAGCUCCCUGCUUUUGCAAACAUGACCAUGAGUGUAAGGAGAGAACUCUGCUCAGUGAUGAUUUUUGAAGUGGUAGAGCAGGCUGGAGCUAUUAUUCUUGAAGAUGGACAAGAGCUUGACUCAUGGUAUGUUAUUUUAAAUGGCACUGUAGAAAUCAGCCAUUCAGAUGGAAAAGUUGAAAAUCUCUUUAUGGGAAAUAGUUUUGGAAUUACUCCCACUCUGGAUAAGCAGUACAUGCAUGGAGUUGUUAGGACUAAAGUAGAUGAUUGCCAGUUUGUCUGCAUAGCCCAGCAGGAUUAUUGGAGAAUUUUAAAUCAUGUGGAAAAAAAUACCCAUAAAGUUGAAGAAGAGGGAGAAAUUGUUAUGGUGCAUGAGCACCGUGAACUAGAUCGGAGUGGAACCAGGAAAGGACACAUUGUAAUCAAGGCAACACCUGAGCGUCUCAUCAUGCAUUUAAUAGAAGAACAUUCCAUUGUGGACCCAACUUACAUAGAAGAUUUUCUAUUAACUUAUAGGACAUUUCUUGAAAGUCCUUUGGAUGUUGGGAUCAAACUAUUGGAAUGGUUUAGAAUUGACAGUUUAAGAGAUAAGGUAACACGGAUUGUUUUAUUAUGGGUGAAUAAUCAUUUUAAUGAUUUUGAAGGUGAUCCUGCUAUGACUCGAUUUCUGGAGGAAUUUGAAAAAAAUCUGGAAGAUACAAAAAUGAAUGGUCAUCUCCGGUUAUUGAAUAUUGCAUGUGCUGCAAAGGCUAAGUGGAGACAAGUUGUGCUGCAAAAAGCCUCCCGGGAGUCCCCUCUGCAUUUCAGUCUUAAUGGAGGAAGUGAGAAGGGAUUUGGUAUUUUUGUUGAAGGAGUAGAACCUAAUAGCAAAGCUGCUGAUGCAGGACUGAAACGUGGUGAUCAGAUAAUGGAAGUAAAUGGACAAAACUUUGAGAAUAUUACAUUUGUGAAGGCCCUUGAAAUUUUGAGGAAUAAUACUCAUCUUGCACUUACUGUAAAGACCAACAUUUUUGUGUUCAAAGAGUUACUUAGUAGGACUGAACAAGAAAAAUCUGGUGUUCCUCACAUUCCCAAAAUUGCUGAAAAAAAAAGUAAUCGCCAUUCAAUCCAGGAUGUACCAGGAGAUAUUGAGCAGGCACCACAGGAGAAAGGAAAUAAGAAAGUAAAAGCAAAUACUGUUUCAGGUGGAAGAAACAAAAUCAGGAAAAUUUUGGAUAAAACACGAUUUAGUAUCUUGCCUCCCAAACUAUUUAGUGACGGAGGCCUGAGCCAAUCACAAGACGACAGCAUUGUGGGAACGAGACACUGUAGACACAGUCUGGCUAUAAUGCCUAUUCCUGGAACACUGUCAUCUAGCAGCCCGGAUCUUCUUCAGCCUACUACCAGCAUGUUGGAUUUUUCCAAUCCUUCAGAUAUUCCUGAUCAAGUUAUAAGAGUUUUUAAAGCAGAUCAACAAAGUUGCUACAUUAUCAUCAGUAAAGACUCUACAGCUAAAGAAGUUGUUUGUCAUGCUGUUCAUGAAUUUGGUUUGACUGGUGCAUCCGACACAUAUUCUCUCUGUGAAGUUUCUGUUACUCCUGAGGGUGUCAUAAAACAGAGAAGACUUCCGGACCAAUUUUCCAAAUUAGCUGAUAGAAUUCAGCUCAAUGGAAGGUAUUAUUUAAAAAAUAACAUGGAAACAGAGACCUUAUGUUCAGAUGAAGAUGCUCAAGAACUAGUUAAAGAAAGCCAACUAUCCAUGCUGCAGCUCAGUACCGUUGAGCUGGCCACUCAGCUGUCAAUGAGGGACUUUGAUUUGUUUCGUAAUAUUGAGCCUACUGAAUACAUUGAUGACCUUUUUAAGUUAGAUUCCAAAACAGGAAAUACUCACUUGAAAGAGUUUGAGGACAUUGUAAACCAAGAGACAUUUUGGGUUGCCUCAGAGGUUUUAACCGAAUCGAAUCAGCUUAAACGAAUGAAGAUUAUUAAGCAUUUUAUUAAAAUUGCACUUCAUUGUCGAGAAUGUAAGAACUUCAAUUCCAUGUUUGCAAUAAUAAGUGGCUUGAACCUGGCAUCUGUAGCACGACUCAAAGGUACUUGGGAAAAGUUACCAAGCAAGUAUGAGAAACACCUGCAAGAUCUGCAAGACCUUUUUGAUCCAUCUAGAAACAUGGCCAAGUAUAGAAAUAUUCUUAGUAGUCAAAGCAUGCAGCCUCCAAUUAUUCCACUCUUCCCCGUUGUCAAGAAAGAUAUGACAUUUCUACAUGAAGGAAAUGACUCCAAAGUAGAUGGCUUAGUAAAUUUUGAGAAGCUAAGAAUGAUUGCCAAGGAAAUCCGUCAAGUUGUUAGGAUGACUUCUGCUAACAUGGACCCAGCUAUGAUGUUCCGACAGAGCCCCUUGUUGUGGUCUCCAUAUACUUACAGGUCAUUGAGUCAAGGCAGUACAAACUCAAACAUGCUAGAUGUUCAGGGGGGUGCUCACAAAAAAAGAGCACGUCGUAGCUCUCUGCUUAACGCUAAGAAGCUAUACGAGGACGCCCAGAUGGCAAGGAAGGUGAAGCAGUAUCUUUCCAGUCUGGAUGUGGAGACAGAUGAGGAGAAGUUCCAAAUGAUGUCAUUGCAGUUGGAGCCUGCAUAUGGUACCUUGACCAAGAAUUUAACUGAAAAAAGAUUAGCCAAAUCAUCAGAAAUGUCUCCAGUGCCUCUGAGGUCAGCUGGCCAAACAGCUAAAGCGCAUCUACAUCAGCCCCACAGAGUAAGCCAGGUGCUUCAAGUGCCAGCUGUUAAUUUGCACCCCACCAGGAAGAAGGGGCAAUCAAGAGACCCUGUCACAUUGAGUACAAGUUCACCUCAGAAAGUUUUAGGAACAACUGAAGAAAUGAGUGGUAAGAAACAUUCGGAAGACACUGUUUCCAUGACAUCGUCCUUACAUUCCAGUCCUCCUGGAUCUCCUCAAGGUUCCCCACGCAAAGGUUACACACUUAUACCAUCAGCUAAAUUGGACAACUUGUCUGACUCCAGCCAUAGUGAGAUUUCUUCACGGUCCAGCAUUGUGAGCAAUUGUUCUGUUGACUCCAUGUCUGCAGCUCUGCAGGACGAACGGUGUUCCUCCCAGGUUGCGGCAGUCCCUGAAUCCACCGGGCUGUUGGAAAGGACAGAGCACUCCUCUGGGACAGGAGCCCAUAGUCAGCUUGGCCCUGGGUGGACACUCUCAAAGCCAUCUCCAAUCAAGAGUUUAGCUGUCUCAUCUUCUAUGAGCAAUGAAGAGAUUUCUCAUGAGCACAUCAUUAUAGAAGCAGGCGAUAGUGGUCGUGGAAGUUGGACUUCCUGCUCAAGCAGUUCCCAUGACAACUUCCAAAGCCUUCCAAACCCAAAAGGCUGGGAUUUCUUGAACUCCUAUCGACAUACCCAUUUGGAUGGCCCCAUUGCUGAAGUUGAACCCACUGACUGUGAGCCCUAUUCCUGUCCUAACAGCUGCUCUAGAACUUGUGGUCAGUGUAAAGGAAGCCUAGAGACUAAUCAGAUGAGACAGAGCUGGGCCUCCUCCAGUUCUCUUUCUGACACGUACGAACCAAACUAUGGGACAGUUAAGCGGAGGGUGUUGGAGAGCACCGCCGCCGAGUUGUCUGAAGGCUUGGACCCCAAGGAUGGCGCUGACCCAGUUUAUAAAACUAUUACUUCAAGUACAGAAAAGGGCUUGAUUGUGUACUGUGUCACCUCACCCAAGAAGGAGGAUAGGUAUAGGGAGCCACCUCCUACUCCUCCAGGAUACAUGGGGAUUUCUUUAGCAGACCUAAAGGAAGGACCCCACCUACACCUAAAACCUCCAGAUUACAGUGUGGCAGUGCAGAGGUCAAAGAUGAUGCAUAACAGCCUGUCUAGACUGCCAUCAGCUUCUCUCAGUAGCAACCCCAUGGCCUGUGUUCCAUCGAAGAUUGUCACUCAGCCUCAGAGGCGUAGUUUGCAGCCAUCCCAUCCUAAACUAGCAGAUGUGACUGAUGCAGAUAGCGAAGCAGACGAAAAUGAACAGGUGUCAGCAGUCUAGCCUUUGGAUGGCCCAUUUGACAUCUGAAAAGUCCUGGAGGAAGGAGUGGGCAGAGCCACCUCAUGGUUCCACAGGCCAGCAAACAGCACCCUGCUGCUGCUGCUGCAACCAGAGGUUUCAUUCCCUGUCCUCUGAGCCACGAUGAGCCUGAACCCUGCCUCCUCUCAUCAAUCCCUGCAGAUUCGCAGUCUCCUCAGCUAUGGAGGUCGUGCCUGGAUACGUCUUCACUUUGCACACCAGACCUGCCUUGGGACCAAGUUACUAGAACAAAUCCAGACUCGGAGUCCUCCUCGUGUAUAUUAUAUCACUAUAGGUUUUCCUUUAACAAGUUAUUUUUAACACGUUAA